AUGCCCGCGGCAGCGUCCGGGCCGGGGCCAAGGCGCUCUGCCCGGCUGCGGCGAGCGCCAGCGGAGGCCCGGGAGCAGCGGCAGGAGCAGGCGGGGCAGCAGCGGACCCAAAGCAGUAGUAGCAGCAGCAGCAGCAGCAGCAGCAGCAGCAGCAGCAGCAGCAGCAGCAGCAGCAGCAGCAGUAGUGACGGCGGCGGCAGCGGCGGCGGCGGCCGCGGGCCCCGCGCGCCUUCCGCCGGUGCGCAGCGAGCCCCGCAGCGGCGCAAAGCGCGGCGGCGGCGGGGCGGAGGCAGCAGCGGGUCUGAGUCUGAUUGGGUGAGCAGCAGCGACGAGGGCGGGAGCGGCAGCGACGAGAGCGAGAGCGCAGCUGAGAGCGAGGAGGGCAGCGGUGGCGGCAGCGGGGGCGGCAGGGCGCGGCGACGGGGGCGGGCGGCGGCGCCGCGGCUCCUGCUGCCUGUGAUAGCGCGGCUGCCAGAUCAGCUGGUCCUGGUAGGGCUCAACAGUGGCGGCGGCAAUGGUGGCGGCAAGGGCAGCGGCAGCGAUGGCUGCAAGAGGGGCGAUCUGGGGCCGGGCUGGUGGGCGGCGCUGCCGCGCAAGCUGCCGCCCCUGAGCCGUGGCCCCGGCGUGAUCGGCCAUGGCGGCCGCGGCAGCGCGUGGCGGCCGUGGCCUGGCGCGGCCGCGCGGCCGGGGCGACCGCUGCGCGCGGCGCGGCGCACGGCCGGUGCUGGCAUCCUGACGGGGCUCCCGGACUGCGCGCGCGAGGUGCUGGCCGCGGCGCAGGCGCUGGGCGUGAGCGACGCCGCCGUGCUGCGGGCCGCAGAGCGGCUUUCGACCCUGCUUCGGCCCGCUGGCGGCGGCUGA
Monoraphidium neglectum is the source of this 861-nucleotide messenger RNA. RefSeq lists its product as hypothetical. Lineage: Eukaryota; Viridiplantae; Chlorophyta; Chlorophyceae; Sphaeropleales; Selenastraceae. The record is from RefSeq and is a predicted model, not a curated record. The transcript has a single exon. The coding region runs from base 1 to 861 and encodes 286 amino acids.